Messenger RNA from Gorilla gorilla gorilla (western lowland gorilla), 1647 nucleotides. RefSeq names its product AU RNA binding methylglutaconyl-CoA hydratase (gene AUH). Gene Ontology annotation, cellular component: mitochondrion. Gene Ontology annotation, biological process: fatty acid beta-oxidation. Bases 103 to 1122 code for a protein of 339 amino acids. Lineage: Eukaryota; Metazoa; Chordata; Mammalia; Primates; Hominidae. The record is from RefSeq and is a predicted model, not a curated record. Gene Ontology annotation, molecular function: enoyl-CoA hydratase activity. The transcript has 10 exons.
GGAGCGAGGCGGCGGGUCCGGACGCCGUGCGCGUGCGCGCGGCAGGUCGGCGCCGGGCGGGGGCGGAGCGGCCGUCGCAGGUCCACGCCGUAAACAGACAACAUGGCGGCCGCGGUGGCGGCGGCACCUGGGGCCUUGGGAUCUCUGCAUGCUGGCGGCGCCCGCCUGGUGGCCGCUUGCAGUGCGUGGCUCUGCCCGGGGUUGAGGCUGCCCGGCUCGUUGGCAGGCCGGCGAGUGGGCCCGGCGAUCUGGGCCCAGGGCUGGGUACCUGCGGCCGGGGGUCCCGCCCCGAAAAGGGGCUACAGCUCUGAGAUGAAGACGGAGGACGAGCUGCGGGUGCGGCACCUGGAGGAGGAGAACCGAGGAAUUGUGGUGCUUGGAAUAAACAGAGCUUAUGGCAAAAAUUCACUCAGUAAAAAUCUUAUAAAAAUGCUAUCAAAAGCUGUGGAUGCUUUGAAAUCUGAUAAGAAAGUACGGACCAUAAUAAUCAGGAGUGAAGUCCCAGGGAUAUUCUGUGCUGGUGCUGACCUUAAGGAAAGAGCCAAAAUGAGUUCCAGUGAAGUUGGUCCUUUUGUCUCCAAAAUAAGAGCAGUGAUUAACGAUAUUGCUAAUCUUCCGGUACCAACAAUUGCAGCAAUAGAUGGACUCGCUUUAGGUGGUGGUCUUGAACUGGCUUUAGCCUGUGAUAUACGAGUAGCAGCUUCCUCUGCAAAAAUGGGCCUGGUUGAAACAAAAUUGGCAAUUAUUCCUGGUGGAGGGGGGACACAGCGAUUGCCACGCGCCAUUGGAAUGUCCCUGGCCAAGGAGCUCAUAUUCUCUGCGCGAGUCCUCGAUGGCCAAGAAGCCAAAGCAGUGGGCUUAAUCAGCCACGUUCUGGAACAGAACCAGGAGGGAGACGCGGCCUACAGAAAGGCCUUGGACCUGGCGAGAGAGUUUUUACCUCAGGGACCUGUUGCAAUGAGAGUGGCAAAAUUAGCAAUUAAUCAAGGGAUGGAGGUCGAUUUAGUAACAGGGUUAGCCAUAGAAGAAGCUUGUUAUGCUCAGACCAUUCCAACAAAAGACAGACUUGAAGGUCUUCUUGCUUUUAAAGAGAAAAGGCCCCCUCGCUAUAAAGGAGAAUAAAAGGAACAGAAAUUCUUAAGAUACCAAUGUAAUAAAUGUACUUCCUGGAAGUGUCUUUCGGAUCCACUAUAUGCCUCAGCACAUGGAAUCUUAAUGACCAAAGUGAAGAGCAGAUUAUUCAUAUAGUGUAAUAAGCAUCCGGAAUGGACCCAUCCGUGUACUUCCUUCAAAUGUGUAAAUGUCAUAUUCAUUCAGAUUUAUAAAGCUAGUAGUGUAUAGUCAGAAACAGAAUCAAAGUUAGAUAUACAUUUUUAAAUAUUUACUGCAUAUGAGGCUUUCUGUUAAUUUUUUAAUGUGAAUAAUUUGUAUAUUGCACAUUCUAGGGAAUAAUAUUGAUUGUAUGUCUACUGUGCUGCAUUAAGAAAAUAAAAUUUCUAUAUACCAAAAAUGUGAAGUUAUACCAAAUAAAGUUUCUAAGUGAUUAAUGCAUACGAACAGAUACAUAUACAUAUAUCUAAACCUGAAAAAUGAAUUGAUAUUCUGAGUGAAAACUACCUAAUAUAAAUAAAAUUAGUGAAAAGAAAA